AUGCCUGCUAUUAAGAAGAAGUGGAUUAAAGCCAGCCAGGAUGGUGUGGCUACUACACCAGAUGAUGAUAAUGAUGAUGUCCUUGGUGACGAUGACAAAGACCGUGGAAGCGUUGUUGAAAAUGUCAGUUCAGUACCAUCUAAGCCUAAGAAACGACCAGCUCAGUUAUCGCAACAGCACAAUUUGUUGCGAGGACUGGACGCAGAAGUUCUCUCAGAGAAGCGGAAGCGUUUCACGCCUCCAUCAGAGCUAAAACUCUCAGAAUGGUUGGACAACAAUUUAGAGAAACGCACAGAGGAGACUCUCUAUCUGCCACAUCUUUACAAAUAUUACACAGAGCUAUGCCAGGCUGAUGGGUCUGACAUCUUGGAUGUUCCAGAGUUCAACAGAAUGGUAAAGGAGAAGUUUGGAAAAUCCUUUGGAGUCAAGGAAACGUCAGUGUACAAGACUCUCAUUAAGGAGAGAAAGCUCAACCAGGAGAAGAAGAAAACAGGAUCAGGCAUCAAACUGAAGGAAAUUGUUCACGAGGCUAUCAACCAUUUUGGAAAUCCCUGGAGCGGUGUGAGAUUCUUUGCCCUGAAGCAAUAUAUAGGCACCAAGUACCCUGCACUCCAGAUUGAUCUGAGGCCAAAAUUACUCAAAAGAGCAUUGGAGAUGGGUGUGCAGUAUGGGCAGAUUGAUUUGGUGAAAGGAAUAGGUAUGGCAGGUUUUUAUAAACUUCCUGGAGGAGAACCACCACCUAAGACAAAGCCCAAAUCUAAAAAGGAGGAAGGAGAUGAGAAGAGUGCAGAUGAUAGUGAGACGAAAGCUCCUGAAAGUGCAGAAGAAGAUAAACCGGAAGACUCAACAGAAAAUGGAGAGAAAAAAGACUCCAGUGAAGAAACCAAAAAGAAGAAAAAGCACAAACACAAAAAGGCAGAAAAGAUCAGCUUGUCUAAGCUGCACCAUGGGAAUCCAGAGAAAAUGGAGGAUAUAUUCCCCCUUGCCAUCACUUAUCAGUCAGCCCCCAAAGCAGCAUCUUUGCCAAAAAUAAGGAAAUACAUACAGGAGAAGUAUGGAGAAACGGUGCCGGAUACCAGAUGGCGUAAAGCUGUAGACAGUGGGGCUGAGAGAGGCUACUGGGAGCAUGUAUCCGGCUCUGGAAUCACAGGCUCUGUGCAUCUUCUGAUGGAUGAUUUCAAUCCAGCAUCUGAGCAGAUUGAAGAUAGGAUCUGCGCUGCUGUAAUUGCAUGUCAUGAGCCAAAGUCAGCAUCAGCCAAUCAGAUCAAGAAAUAUAUCUCCCAGUAUCACCCUGACUUCAAAGUGGAUGAAAGGCCAGAUAAGUUUAAGAAAGCCCUGCUACGAGCUGUCUCCAAAAAUAUGAUUGUGCAGCUGAGUGGACUUGGCGCCAAUGGAUCAUUUCAGCUGACAUCUAUCUUCACACCCUCCCCAGCAAUAUUGGCAGGCGAAGAUGACGCAUCUGAGGAGGAGGGCUACGAUUCCGAUGAUGAGCCGACAUACGUCCCGAGAGGAACAAAGUCUAGAGGUGUCCCUAAACUCAAAGCUGCGGCAGCUGUCACUGUCUCUCAAAAAUCUGUGAAAAGCAAAGUGCAGAAGAAGCCAGCUGCAAGCAACAGGGGCAGAGCUAGACCUGCUGUCAGUUCAUACACUGAGUCAUCAGAUGAAGAAUCAGAGAAACCUGUUAAGAAGCAGAAGAAAUCCCCAAAGGGAGAGAAGAAACUGGCCAGAGCCGCUUCAAAUAAACCAGUUGAUUAUUAUUUGUCAUCGGAUGAAGAGGUGCAGCCGGAAUAUGCCCCAAGAAAAUCUCUGGCGACUGGCGGCUCAAGGAGGAAUGCAACACCAGCGAAAGUAAGCAAGAAGAAGGCAGCUAAGUCCAGUAAAGUAAAAACACCCAGGUCUACUAGAAAAGCAGAUUCUUCUGAUGAGGAGAAACCUUCCAGUAACUUGGACAAAGCAAGUAAAUCUUCGUAUUCUUCAGAUGAAGAAAAGUCACCACCAAGUAAGGCCACGCCAAAUAAGUCCUCCAGAAAAGUAGCUUCUAUUGUGAAAGAAGAUCCUUCCCCGGCAGCAGAUAAAAAACAAACUCCAAAAUCUAGCAAAAAGCCAGUAGCUAAGCCACUAACUUCUCCACCGAAAAGUCAAAAGUCCGCCAAGACUACCAAAGAGGCAGCUCCUUUAAAGAAAAAGACGUCUGUGGACAGUGGUGAAGAAGAUGCAGAUAGUGAGCUAGAGCUGGAGUAUACACCUCGUAAAUCCAAGUCUCGUGGAGGAGAAAAAGGUGGAAGUGCAGAUGAUACCAGAAAGCCAGCAAAGAAAGCCAAGGGCAAGAAGUCCAAGUCCCGAAAGUAA
Molecule: messenger RNA, 2349 nt
Organism: Candidula unifasciata
Lineage: Eukaryota; Metazoa; Mollusca; Gastropoda; Stylommatophora; Geomitridae
Source: the annotation of a GenBank genome assembly